AUGGCCCAUGCCACCAGCAGCCCCAGCCCUCCUCUCUCCCUGCAGUCCUUUGUGCGGCGGGAUGCUGAGGGCGUUUCACAGAGCUCUCCUGCGCUGCCCAGUGCCGUGAAUUGCCGUGGGGAUGGGCAGCAAGCAGGGCGGAUGGAGGGGAAUCGCAAUCGCAUCAGUCACCGCGGCCAGAAGAGACUCCAGCAGCUGCAGCAGGGGCAGUUCCCACGGAGGGGGGAAGCAGGGGCGGCUGGGCCUGCCAUGCAGACGGACAGACAGGCAUCAGAUGCCUCCCACGUCACGGCUCUUCUGCCCCCAUACCCCGCUGCGCGCCGGAGCUGUCCGGGCAGCACCGAGACGGAACCGCGGCACGGCGGGAGCGGUGCUGAGGACAGCGGCGCCAGAGCCGGGAGGGACGGAGAGCGGCACCGGGACAGGGAAGGAAGCCUGCGCAGCCAUCCGCCACCUUCGUGUGGGAACAUCGAGGCAUGUGAGUGGCUGAGAAAUGGAGUUGGGACUCAGGGGAGCAAUCGAGCAAUGGGUGCCUGUGUCACAACCUUCCUGAGCGGCCCUUGCAAGCUCCUGCUCCCCUCGCCUGCAAGUGGAGCAAUGCUCAAGUUUGAGGAAUCUUUUCCUCGGCAGGUGGUAAAAGACGACGCAGCUGCAAGUUUCGUGUCCUUUGUUCUUGGAAAGCAGCCUCCUUGAGAGCAGGAGAGCAGCAGGCUGCCUGCUGUGUGGUGCUGAAGGGCAUUUCUCCCAGCUGAGAUCCCCGAGCCCACGCUGGCGGAGAACGUGCUGCGCCACCAUCUCUUCUGUGGAGCCACUUUGCAGCUGCUC
Lagopus leucura (white-tailed ptarmigan) is the source of this 825-nucleotide messenger RNA. RefSeq lists its product as uncharacterized. The transcript has 5 exons. The record is from RefSeq and is a predicted model, not a curated record. NCBI's taxonomy places the organism in Eukaryota, Metazoa, Chordata, Aves, Galliformes, Phasianidae. The coding region runs from base 1 to 693 and encodes 230 amino acids.